Anastrepha obliqua is the source of this 2614-nucleotide messenger RNA. It is a transcript of the gene Cortactin, whose product is annotated as src substrate cortactin. Gene Ontology annotation, cellular component: plasma membrane; cortical actin cytoskeleton; site of polarized growth. The transcript has 6 exons. Lineage: Eukaryota; Metazoa; Arthropoda; Insecta; Diptera; Tephritidae. Bases 124 to 1854 code for a protein of 576 amino acids. The record is from RefSeq and is a predicted model, not a curated record. Gene Ontology annotation, biological process: regulation of actin filament polymerization. Gene Ontology annotation, molecular function: actin filament binding.
ACCAACCCGCAAAUAAAUAAAUAUUAGAAAUUAUUAUCAAUACAUUUCAUGAAAUGUGAAACCGGCUGACCACUCCCUAUAGAUAAAGAAUAUGGAGCAAAUUUGAUUUUAAAUUUGAGCAAAAUGUGGAAAGCCACAGCAGGUCUGCAACUCCAGAAUACUCAACCGGAGGCGGAUGACGAUUGGGAAACAGAUCCGGACUUUGUAAACGAUGUUAGCGAACAAGAACAGCGAUGGGGAUCGAAAACGGUCGAGGGAAGCGGGCGGACAGCAGGUGCCAUCGAUAUGGAGAAAUUACGUUUUGAAACUGAAAAGGCAGAUCAAGACAAAAAGAGAAAGGAAUUAGAGGAGCAAAAUCCAGGAUAUGGUUAUGGUGGAAAAUUUGGAGUCCAAACAGAUCGAAUGGAUAAGUCAGCGGUUGGGCACGAUUACCGUUCCACUGUAGAAAAACAUGCUUCUCAAAAAGAUUACAGCGAAGGAUUUGGUGGGAAAUUCGGGGUGCAGAAAGAUCGUGUCGAUAAGUCAGCAGCCGGCUGGGAUCAUAUUGAAAAAGUGGAAAAACAUGCUUCUCAAAAAGACUAUGCGACCGGUUUCGGUGGCAAAUUUGGCGUUCAAUCCGAUAGAGUAGAUAAAUCGGCUGUAGGUUGGGACCACGUCGAAAAAGUAGAAAAACACGAGUCCCAAAAAGAUUAUUCGAAGGGAUUCGGUGGUAAAUUUGGUAUUCAGGAGGACCGUAAAGAUAAAUCUGCUAUGGGUUGGGAUCAUAAAGAAGCACCACAAAAGCAUGAAAGCCAAAUAGACCAUAAAGUUGGUUUUGGAGGUAAAUUCGGCAUACAAAAAGAUCGCAUGGAUAAGUCGGCUGCUGGUUUCGAUGAUGCUGAAAAGCAACAGAUUGGCACCACUUAUACUAAAGUAAAACCGAAUAUCGAAGGAGCCAAGCCUUCGAAUUUACGUGCUAAAUUUGAGAACCUUGCUAAGAACUCAGAAGAAGAAAAUCGUAAACGAACUGAUGAACAGAAGAGAUUGCGAGAAGAAAAAGAUCGUCGUGAUCGUGAAGAAGCAUCUAAAAGGACUAUAAUUGAAAAUACGCCACUACCAGCGGCAGAAGAAGCACGAGCUCCGCCGGCAAAGGGCAGUCGAUCGUCGAUUUCGACGGGUCGGGAAGGUGGCAUCAGCAAUGCAAUUAGUGCUUUUAAUCAAAUGCAAUCACCGACAACAGAAAAUCCUACUGCAGUACGCAAAGAACCUAUAAUCAUUCCAAAAGCCGAGCCUGUUCAAGUGUCUAAGCAAUUGGAAGAGAAACAAGAAAACCAAGAAGUUCAACUGGCCGUUAAUAACGUACAAAAAAAUAUCACUGUUACCCGACCACCACCUGAUGUCAUCCCUUCUAUUGAAAUACAGAAUAUAAUAACACCACCACAAUUAUCGUCCCCAGAAUCGUCAAUACAAGAACCAGUCUACGAGAAUAGGGCCAGUGUUGAACAAAACCAACAUCAGCAGCAACAAGAAUCAAAACAUCAAAUCAAUCAGUCACCGCCAGUAAACGCUAAGAAAGAAGAGGAAGUAGCAACAAUUGACAAUACUGCCGCUCCUACAGCAGCUCCGGAUGCAGCUUCUGAAGAGGCCAUUUAUGCCAAUUCCGAUAAUUUAGCUGACUACAUCGAAGACACGGGCAUCCAUGCGAUUGCUCUCUAUGAUUACCAAGCCGCUGAUGACGACGAAAUAUCAUUUGAUCCCGAUGAUACAAUCACUCAUAUCGAAAUGAUCGAUGAAGGUUGGUGGCGUGGAUUAUGCAAGAACCGUUAUGGUCUCUUCCCAGCAAAUUAUGUGCAAUUGGUAAAUCAACAAGCAUGAAAACAUUUAGAUGAUCUCUAAAGCAUUUUUCUUCAAAUCUGAAAACUGUUGUGCUUCGUUCAGCUCAAGUAGUCAAGAUAAAUUGUUUGUAAAGUAUCGUUUUUUACAAUAGGAUUAACUUAACUACAAAAAAACGUUAUACAAAAAUUCAUGCUUCCUUCAAUACUAAAAACCAAGACAAUGCAGAAAUACUGCAGAUAUAUUAAUAUUACUCAAAGUGAUUCAAAAAUACCAGUUUUUCAUGUAUCAUCCCUAACCAGUAUUUACCUCAACUGCAUAAAUGCAACGAAUUGUUUAACAAUAGUACAUGUUUUAUUAUUCAAAUUAUUGGUUCUUUCAUCGAUGUCGCAAAGUUCAUCUGUGUAUUUACAUUUUGAAAAACAUUCAUUUGUUUUUAGCUUAUUUUUUACAAAAAAUGUGCAAAUUAAGUUAAAAUUUUUUAUACACUAACAUAUUAUAUAAUGGCUAACGUGGAACUCUUACUGGAUUCCACUUGCAAAUAUAGUUGUGACGAACGUACUAAACACUAAAAGAAAUUGCCAGAAGCACACAGAAAAGUGUGCAAAAAUUUGAAAAAAGAAUUAGAAAAAAUCCUUUCUUGAAAAGUUGUUAUUUCUACAAAAAAGUUUGGUAAACGUUUGCAAUAAAAAAAAUGUUUGAAAGAGUUUUGAGAAUAUUGUAUUAUGGAUUUUACAUUUUUAAUAUGUAUGUGUAUGUUUCGGGUUAAAAGCUUAAAAGUUACCAAGUAGUAUAUUUGUAU